AUGGCAUCGAGGUUCGCUAAACGAAGCCAUACUGUGUCCAGCCCAGUCUAUGCACCCUUCUUCAGCUCCAUCGGCUGCGUCGCCGCCAUCGUCUUCACCUCGUUCGGCGCCAGCUACGGCACCGCAAAGUCCAGCAUCGGAGCUUUCUCUGCCGGCGUCUUGCGUCCUGACUUGGGCGUCUACAUGCUCUUGCCCACAGUCUUCUCAGGCAUUCUGGCAAUCUACGGUCUGAUCGCCAGCGUGAUCAUCUCUAACCACAUUCGAGUGCAGCUCUCCCUGUACACGGCGCUGGUCAACCUUGGCACGGGCCUGGCAGUCGGGCUGUGCGGGCUUGCUGCCGGCUUCACGUUGGGCAUCGCUGGUGAUGCGGGUGUGCGAAGUCUGGCGCAGCAGCCGCGGAUGUUCGUCAGCAUGGUGCUGAUCUUAAUCUUUGGGGAAGUGCUUGGUGAGCGAGAUGGUAACUUUCGACGAAGUUGCCUCGCUGACGUCCACGCUAGGCUUGUACGGAUUGAUCGUGGCCCUGAUCUUGGAUACUCGAGCCAAAGAAGGAGAAGGGAAAUGUCCAAGUCCUUGGUGAGACCAGAAGGUGGAGGAUCAGAGACGAUGCGGAUUCGGGAUGGUCCAGUCAUAAGCUUGGAUGAUAAGCCGUUUGAGUAG
Saxophila tyrrhenica is the source of this 657-nucleotide messenger RNA. It is a transcript of the gene VMA3, whose product is annotated as H(+)-transporting V0 sector ATPase subunit c. Gene Ontology annotation, biological process: proton transmembrane transport. The transcript is spliced from 3 exons. The coding region runs from base 1 to 657 and encodes 218 amino acids. Lineage: Eukaryota; Fungi; Ascomycota; Dothideomycetes; Mycosphaerellales; Extremaceae. Gene Ontology annotation, molecular function: proton-transporting ATPase activity, rotational mechanism. The record is from RefSeq and is a predicted model, not a curated record. Gene Ontology annotation, cellular component: membrane; proton-transporting V-type ATPase, V0 domain.